GACGCGUGUGCUGUUUCGUAGUAAAAUUAAAACCAAGAUGGCGAGCAAGCCGAAUAAAGGCGGUCUUCAGCCGAAUGAGAGGAAGGUGGAAAAAAUUCACCACAAUGGCGCAGAGGAAGCUCCAGAAAUAAACUCGAAGCCGGGCGGCUCGGAAGCAAAGUUAAAAAAGAAGGAGAGAAAGUUAAGUAAACUAGAAAGCAUGGCGAGAACAUUGGAAGCAGAGAGAGCCGAAAAAGCAGAAAUCGCUGAGCAACUUAAAAAGUUACAAGCGGUAGUAGCUUCUUUGCAAGCGUCUAAGGAAACCAUUCCGUCGGAUGAAAAAGACGAAACAGAAGAAGCAAGUGUGGACUUCGAAGUUGUACCAAUUGCUUCAAGCACUCAGCGACCUGCUAAAUCGAUUGGAACCUUGGAUGAAUCACGAUUUCUGUCAUCCGUGAAUCAAUUAUCGAUUUCGUCAAUAACAGUUCCGGAAUGUAAGCCUCUCGCAGGAGACGAUGAGAUUCACAGACAUACCUUUGAGAUGUGGAAGGACCUACUCAUCGACUGUAUGGCUCUGGCUGGAAUAGAGGACGAAGCGACGAAGUUCACUGUUUUCAAGGUGAAAGCUGGACCUCGCUUGCUUACGAUAUUUAAGAACACGAUAUCAGACCCGGAAGCCCCGGAUGCCAAUGCGAAACCAUUUUUGAAUGCUCUUCAUCGACUCAAGCUAUACUUCGGAUCUAGCUCCGACGUGAUGUUCCAAAGACGGAAAUUGGCUUUGAUGGAGCAAAAGUCAGAUGAGUCUGAUUUAGCGUUUAUUACACGAGUUGGAGAAACGGCACAGCUAUGCGACUUUGAUAAGACAAAGGAAUUUGAGGAAAUUGUUAAGACAGUUGCAGAACAUGCGAAGAGUAAGGAGGUGAGAGUGGCAGCGUUGAAAAUGGUUAGCCGAAAUGGAACAUUCACAAACUUGGUGGACAAAGUUCGUGAGAUACAGGCAAUACGUAUGAACGAAGACUUUUUCGCCUUCAAGCACAGACAAAGCGAAUCUACUGCGGAAGUAGCAAUACUAGCUCCGGUGAAGGCUGAAUUUCGAAAUCCAUCAUCGUCACGAAGAAUCUACGAGCAGCGAGCGGACAAUCGAUAUCUACCUUACAAUAGGAACUAUCCACGUUACAACCAAAGGUUUCCUCAACAGACGGGAUGGCGUGGAAACAGGGCCGGGAUGAACAAUCGAAACAUGAACGAAAAUAAACGGUUGGACAGAUGCUGGAGAUGUUUCAGUUUUUUUCACCCCCCAUCGGAGUGUAAUGCUGCUAACCUUGUGUGCCGAAAAUGCGGGCAGGUAGGACACAUCCAACGCGCUUGCUUACCCGCUGGGAGUUCGAUUACCAAGCGGAAAACAAACCAAGACAUUUAUGAAACAGAAACGAAACAGGCGAAGAUAGAAGCAGUGGAAGAGAAAGAGGCCCCACCGAAGGCAACAGAACAAGUGAGUGAUGAAACAGAAUGUUGAAUUUUAUAAGUAACACGAUUAAUAAGUUUAGUGAGAUCAUUUAAAUAACUUGAACUCGAAUUAUUUCAUUUUAAGAGAACUUUAAUUUCUUUGUUUCUUUUCGCUGCAUUAUUUUUGUUAAAAUCUUCAUAA
Messenger RNA from Armigeres subalbatus, 1627 nucleotides. RefSeq lists its product as uncharacterized. The transcript is spliced from 2 exons. The record is from RefSeq and is a predicted model, not a curated record. NCBI's taxonomy places the organism in Eukaryota, Metazoa, Arthropoda, Insecta, Diptera, Culicidae. Bases 38 to 1495 code for a protein of 485 amino acids. Gene Ontology annotation, molecular function: zinc ion binding; nucleic acid binding.